Molecule: messenger RNA, 8803 nt
Organism: Portunus trituberculatus (swimming crab)
Lineage: Eukaryota; Metazoa; Arthropoda; Malacostraca; Decapoda; Portunidae
Product: constitutive coactivator of PPAR-gamma-like protein 2
Cellular component (GO): nucleus
Source: RefSeq, a predicted model, not a curated record
AUUUCUAACACUCUCUGGACUGAGUUACUAAAUCGUGUGGUGGUGGAAUAGUGACCCUUCUUACCCUGUAGCACCCUAGGUAGGUCAUUAGGGCUGUCAGCUAAGAAAUCCUCGGCAAGAAUCGACCCGCUCAGGUGGUGCUCAUGCCGCCUGCGCCCCGCCAGGCCACCACCACCACCACCACCAUCCCGGCAGUGACUAGAGGCAGCUGUGCAGGGGUGAUCUUUGAAGGCCCUGGGACGUGCGCCUGGGUGACCACUCCUCCAAGGGCCUCUUCCAGCAGGCAUGAGGUGUGGAGACGAGGGAAGGGAAAGACGGUUUUGAUGUGAGAGGAUGAAGUGACCAGGAACAAUGGAAAAAUUACAGGAAAAACAAAUUCGACACCCAAAAUUCUAAAAAUAUAGAACACAUAUAUAUGACCAAGACAAAAAAAUUAUAAUUUAAAAUGGCUAUUCAAGAUCUACAACGAUUCUUGGAAUCACAAGUCCCAGGUGCAUGUGUUCCUGUGGAUCUACUGAAGAUUGCUAAAAGUGUAGGGAUCCGGCGCAGCAACCACCGCAGUGCUCCCCGGGGCCUGUAUGGCCAUGUUCCUCUCACCCUCGUUGUGGAUGGGGAGUAUUGCCUUGACAGACUCUAUGGAGGAUUUUUUUCAGACUGGGUGUGUGGGGGACAGUGGAAUCGCAUGGUGCAGUUUUUGGCAGUGCUUAUGCAAACAGUCCAGAACAACAACAUAGAACUAGCUGUGUUCUUCAAUGGUGCUCUUGAACAACAACGGCUCAGUGAAUGGGCCAGGCAUGAAUGUUCUCUUAGGAAAAAUGUAAAUUCUGUACUAAAGCAUGUGACAGUUAAAGGCACACCUCCACCAAAAGUAUGGUGGGUCGCACCUGUUGGACUGCGCACCUGCCUACGCAUGGCCUUGCGCCAUCUCAACAUACAAGUUUUAUGCACAAUGGAUGAUCACCAUCAAGAAGUCAUAGCAUUUUGCCGUGAGAAUAAUUAUCAUGGGCUCAUGGCAGAAGAUGCUGAAUAUAAUUUUGAUCCUCCUCGGUAUUUCUCAUCCCACCAGCUCAAACUUACGUACAAGGGUUCCCUAGAGACCAAAGAGUUUAUUCUAGACGAGGUGGCCCGAGGUUUGGGUCUUCAGCGCAACUACUUCUGCUUACUGGCUGCACUCUUAGGAAACUAUUUGCUUACAGAGAUAGAUCUUAAGGAUUUUUAUGCAUCACUGAUUCCAGGAUAUGAGAAACAGCAGACACCACAAGAAGAUGUCAUACGUGCUGUGGUCAAGUUUAUAGUGAAUCGGUGUGAUGUGAACAACUUGUUGACUAUUGGAGCACAAGUGUUUGGUUCUGUAAGUGAUCCUCGAGUGGCCAAGUUCAAGGAAUCUGUACAAUACUUCCUCAAUGGCACGAAGGAUGGUUUUCUUCGUUAUAAGCCAUUUCCUUCAGGGAGGCGAGACUGUGGUCCCAGGCAUGCCCCACACCACUACCACUCUGUGCAUAGACCGGAGAUCAGGGAGCCCAAGCAGUUUGAGGGCCCAAGCAGACUUGAUACCUUCCCUAAAUGUGGAGAGGGGUCAGGUUUACCUGUCCCAGGUUUGGCUGUUGUUCCUGAGAAGGAGAAUGGGGAAAAUGGCAGCGGGACUGCCAACCUUGUGACACCUCCUCAAAUUGUAAUUGAAGUGACAGGCCCUGGGAGCCCCCAGAACAGCAGUCGAGGAGGCAGUGGCAGUGGCUCACGUUCUCCUGAUGCUGCCCAGCUGGAACAAGCACUAGAGUCCCGUCUUGGUGGCUUUACUAUUGUAGUGACUGGGGAAGAUGACGAGCCACACCCUGCCAGUGAGAAUCUUAAUAAUGGGGAGAGGGAAACACAGAUUGGGAGAGAGGAUGAGAAAGUGGUGGAUGAAGGAGGGCACCAAGAGGAGAGGGAGGAGGGGGAGGAGCAGCAUCAGAAGGGGGACCUGACAGUACAGCCAGCCGACCUCGAUGACCACGACCACGACUCAGGUGGCGGUUGUCUGGGGUCAACUGCUUCAGGCUCUCCUGGUGCUUCGCUCCUGUUGUCAUCCUCCUCUUCGUCCAGCAAUAGCUCAGCUGCCUCUCCUUAUCGCCUUACCCCUGAUGUGUCAUGGGCAGCUCAGGUGUACCGCUCCAACCACACUUCACAGUCCAGUAGUCCAAUUGAAGGAAAUCAUGAAGCAGGCCCUCAAAUUGAUCCCAACCCUCUCCCUCUGCCCCCUGUGCCUCAUGAGGUCAUGCGAACUGCCUCUGAGCGUCAUCAAAAAGGACUAAUGUGUCCUUGGAUAUAUCAAGUUCUAACACAGGGAGAAGUAAAAUUUGGUGUCUGCAUGGAAGAUGAAAACAACAGAGAGCUACCCAAUGCUGUUUUGUUCUACCGUUCCAUUCGACAGUCAGUAUAUGCCAUUUUGUACAACCUGCACCAUCAUACUUUUAUGGCCCGCAAAGCUAAGGAGGAGGGCCAAAAAGGAUUGGCUACUGAAGUACCUGAAGUUAAGAUUCGUGAGUGGGCGUACACGAAAAGUAAUCCUUACCGCACUGCUGAUGUAGUAGAAGCUAUCCCCAUUAAUUGGGCUGUGCCAACCGUCCAGAGGUUAUGGUUUGGGUCUGUUGUGGAUGACAAGAAGCGCCGGCUAAGGGCUUUCUUGAGCUGCAUGAGGUCUGACACACCUUUGAUGCUUCACACAUCUCAUGUGCCCCAGCAUCUUCUCAUCAUGGCAACAGUCCUUAGAUAUAUAAUGAGCACUCCAAAUGGUCCUGUAUUGAGAAAGCAAGAAUUAGAUGCUUUUCUGCUGACAGCCUUCUCGUCUGAUCUCACAAAUGCACAUUACUUGCAGGACCUGCAGCUUCCUCUGGUGACAUCUAGAGGGUCUCAAUUGGCAGCACUCUUCAUGAUGGGUGUAGAGACAGCCUUGUUUGCUAAUGAUGCUUGUGGUGCUCCAGUUCCAUGGCUCAUGUGCUGUCCAUGGCUCUUCUUUGAUGGAAAGCUCUUCCAUGCAAAGUUGAUAAGAGCUAAUUGUGCCAGAUCUCUUGUAGAGGUGUGUGAUGGUGAAAUUGAUUUGGUUGCCAAAGUUGAAAGAUGUAGACAGGCCAUCUUGGAGGGACUGAGGGUAGAGUUUGCUCACCAACCUGCCCCUCCACUUCCUGGGGUGAGCACGCACAAGGUUGGUCCCCCACCACCACCUCCACACUAUCCAGGGUUUAACCAUUAUAGUGGUAGAGGCAGAGGACGAGGAAUCCCAGGGAGGACUGGCUCUCACCCAGGUGGAGCAGGAAGAAUGUUUUCACGUGGAGGCCAGUUGCAGGUGGCUGGUGUAGUGGUUGGCUCCUGGGGACCCAACUAUGGUUCUAAUGGUAAUGACAAUAGAAGCAGAGGAAUCAGACAUCCACAGUACAGUGGUUACGGUAACAGGGAUGCUGGAGGAACUACUUCCAACAGCAGAGUGUCUCGGGGAACACGAGGACGACCCACUGUUUUGGCCAAGAGACGGACUAUAAAGAAACGCGAGGUGCGCACAAGUAAAGGACGUGGGGUCACUAUCGAGAUACCAGGCAACAGCCGAGCUGUGGGCAUGAAGGAGUUGGUGGUGGUGCCUGGUGGGGGAUAUAAUAAUGGCCAAGUGAACCAUGAUGGAGAAGGUCUCAGCCCAUAUCCACCCCACACUUCACAGAGUCACUCCUCCAGUGGCCUCAAGAGUCCAGACUCUGGUGUUAAUGUGUCCAUCCUGGAGUAGACAUAGUUGGAUUGUAAACAAGGAGGUUGAUAAUUUUUGGCUAUGGGUGAAUAGUUUGGACAAUAGCUUGAGCAGCUAGAAUCCCUACAUGACUUCUAGCAUAGAUGACUUUAUGGUGUUGAUACCUGAUAGGAUUAGCAAAUCUUUCACUCUGUAAUGUGAUUAAAUAUAAAAAAUAGCAAAAGAUACAGUACAACAAGGGCAUUCUAAAUAUGUAGCUCUUUCGAACCCAUGGCCAGAAAUUACCAUUCCAAUUGUCAGCAAUCAAUUAUGUUUAGCUGCCACUUAGGCAGUCACUUUGCCACUGCCAGUAAUUAAUUCUACAUAAACAUCAUUCAUUUACCCCAUACUUGAUAAAACAUAAUGUUACCACCAUUUCUAUAAGAGAUAUAUCAGCGCAAUUUCUAGCUGUAUGAGCUUAUUAUGUUGUCAUGGAGGUAGGUAGAGAAGUAAAAAGGUUAUAUGCCAAUGAUUGACAAAAUUCUUUAGAAUAUUUUCAUAUUAGUGACAAGGAUUUUACUAUAGUUAUUAUUGUAUUUUGUUACUUAUCAGAGAAUCUUCAAAUUUAGAUGAAGGUACUAAUUAAUACUGAUGUGAUCUCACAAAUAAAUUUGGUAGAAAAUUACCAAUUCACAAAUUUCAUGAGACUAAUUAUGCAGAUUUUUGUUGUAAAGAUAAUGCAGUCUUCCACACAUUCAUAUUUGUUUGAAUGAGAAUUCCAUGAUUCAGUUAUCUGCUUCCAUGACAUAGUAAUCAAGAACAUAAAGGCUGUUUUCCCAUUAUUAUGGGCUAAAUAUGUAAACACCUUUUCAUUAUGGAGCUUAGCUUCAUGAUCCCCAGUAUGCGACAAAUUUUUACACCUGUCAGACUGUCUGUGAUGUUAGAAGCUCUACAUACAGAUGCUAUCAGAGACUAUGAACUUUCAGAAUAGAUUAUUAAGGCCUGCAACAUUUUUAGAGUAUAAUUUUGGUCUCAAAUUGAAGUGUUCUGAAGGUCAUAGUUUCUGAUCUCAUCAUAAUUGUACUCCCAGAAAGUACAAGGUGGGCAGCUGCAGACACUGAGUGCAUGCCAUGAGAAGGUGCCAGCUACCCCCUCCGCUGCUGUUAGACACGAAGUAUAUAUGAAGAUGAAUUUUUAUUUUUAUAUGACUGUUAUAUUGUUAAAAUGGUGAUGGAGACACUUGAAGAAUGAGACUUGUUGGAAGUAGGCAAGUUUGUGGUUAUGUUUCAGGAAGGUGAUAACCACUACCACAGACAGCAUGGCUAUGAUUGCAUGCAUAGAAAGCCUGACAAAGAAUUUUGACAAAGCUAAUGAAAUCUACUCAUUUUACUAUUGCUGGAUUAUGUCAGAUUUACAUAACCCAAUAUAAGAAUAGAAGAAUUUUUGAAGAAUACAGAGUUUAGAUGGUUCAAUUUUUUGAUGAGAAUAUGACAGUAGCAAGGGUUUUCAAGUUUUGUAUUUGCAUAUAUGCAAUGCACAAUUUAGUUAUGGUUCAUAAAGCUUUUAAUGAGAAUGCACCAACUUCUAAAAGCUUAUCAUGUCAUGAGAUGAAGGAAAUUUAAAUGGUACUUUAAUAAUUUGAUGUAUUUGAUGCUUUCAAUGAUGAAAAUCUUAUAUAUGUUGAAGGCACUACCCAGGACUGCAAAGAGAUGGCAGAUAGAGUGUAUGUGUGUAUAACAUAGGAUCAGUCCUGGGUUGAUACUUUAGCAUUCAUGUUUUUCUUUGAUAUUUUUAAUUUUUUAGUAAGAAUAGAUUUUUUCUUCAGUAACAUUCUUUUUCAAUAACAUUUCAUUAAACCUGAAUGCAGUCCUUAUUUUAUCAAAUGAAUUUAUCUUUUUCAUCUUCUGUAAUGAAUCAAGCUUUCUCAAGUACCAGAAUGAUACAAAUAACCUAUUUUCCAUAUGAUGCCUAAAACGUUGAACCAUCCUCUCAGUGCACCAUUUAACUCCGUGUUUAUGGGUGUUCCCCUUGCAACCCCCAAAAAUUAUCCCCCCACAUGAUAUGAGGUUAGGGUCAUUAUGCCAUGGCUUUUAUAUAAAACUCAGAAUUGUUGUUCCAUGUAUUAACAUGUAAAGUGUUUAUAUGGCCCAUGCUAUUUGAUGCCCUUAUAUAAUACUGUAUCACUGAGUGACUUGCAGGUUAACAAUCGUAAUUGGUGAGUUUUAGUGAGGACUGCUGUUAGUAGCACCUUCUUGCUAUAAAGCUAUAAUAUUGGACAUUGAUUAGAUGUUAAAUAUAUCAGCUUGCUCAUGUUUCAUAUACAUAUUUCAGCCAUCAGAUUGUUUUAAAGAAUUUUGUAAGCAACUUUUUAAAGGAAAAAAGUUGCUAUAUCAUUGACAUUUGAAAUUAUAUUAACCAAGGCUAAUAUAUUGUCUCGGGUAAUACCCAGUGAGCUUUACUGAUUGCUACUGUAAUUUUUAAUGAUGGAAUUUCAUUUAAUGGAAACUAUAUUAUCUAAUUUCCUUAGAAUUUAUAUUCCCAUUUUAAUGGGAGUAACUUUGUUACAUUAUCUUGCAACAUGUCUGUGUUUCAGUGAGGGGCCCAUAUUUGUGUCAUAACUUAAGUGUCAUGUUCAGCUAAUGGAACUUUCACAGUCCUGUUAUGCACUCUACCAUAUGCUGCUACAUUAUAUUAAAACCCCACAAGCCAAUAAAUUGGAGUGAGGUCAUAUUAACAAAGUUGAUAUUUUUUAUCUUAAAAUGUCACAUAUUAGCUCCAAGUCCUUUGUGAGGAAGACUUUGCUCACCUAAGGGCUUCAUAUUAAAUUGAAACAAAUUUUUGGUGGGCCUGUAAAAUACUGAUAGAGUCCUAAUCAAAGUAAAAAUAAUAUGAAUUUUAGUUCAUAACAUUUGUUGUUAUUUCCUAAAGCAACACUGGAUUGCAGUUUUAAUACUUGAUAUUUGUUAAAUGCAAAGUAGUAUACAUAACACUUAUUGACUAACAAAGUUGGGUACUGUCUUCUUCAUCACAAGGAGAAUUUCAUGCCUGGACUCUAUUUACCAGGUUGCUUAAAUGUACAUUGUAUACAUGCAACUGAAAAUUUAAUAGCUACUUGCAUCAUAGCAUUAGGACAUUAUGAUAUAAGUAGAUCUAGUGAGGGCAAGGUGUCUUGCCUAAUGUUUCAAAUAGAUUAUGUGUACAUUAUCUACUCAGUGUUGAAAUGCUCAACAGUAAUGAGCCUUGAAUGGAAAUUAUUAAUGUUCACACUAUGGGAACUACUUUAGCAUUGGUACACUCAUCAAUAGUGAACUUGAAAAUGACAAGUUAACAGGUUGUAAAUCUUUAUGCUCCUAGUUUGAUGUAGUCCAAGGCCUUCCAUUAUUUACAUUUCGUUGGGUGUUUUAAUAAUUUUUCAAUGCUUUUGAUUUAAGUGCUCACAAGCAUGUAUUUCUCUGGAUAUAAUAAUGCUAGAAAUAUUAUUCAAUGGUCAGCAUAUGCUAACAGUUGUAUAAACCCUGCAACACAAUUUAGAAUUUUGGCCAUAAUACAUAAGUGCUUUUAAGUACAUUAGACAUUGAUUUUGUAAGUGCUCUGAUAAAUAUUAUUAUGCCUCAAUUAAGGCAACUCUAAGUAACUUCCUUGCAGUUAUUGAAUGGGCCCCUCCUUGAUGUUAUGCUUAAAACAUAAACAUUUUAUUGGUGGAGUUGUGUCAGAAGAGCAGGAAAUCCAUGAUGAAAUUUAAAUUCAUAACUUCGUAAUGUGAAUGUUCAUAUAUAUAUAUAUAUAUAUAUAUAUAUAUAUAUAUAUAUAUAUAUAUAUAUAUAUAUAUAUAUAUAUAUAUAUAUUUAAUAGUCUCUAGGUAAAAAAAAAAAUAUUACAUUUCCUAAAAUAUACAACCCAGACUAAAACAAUAUUGUUCUCAUCUGCCAAUGAACAUAUUCACUUAAUCUUCCUACACAUAACACUCCUCCAAGUAAUGUUCUGUUGUUACUGAUGAACAAACUGUUGGAGAAUUGCUGGAUGUGCUGCCAGGGAAUAGUAUAUAAUUGAUGGAAAUAUUUUGCCUGAUGUAGCUCAUUUCCUGUUCUACUUGCACAAGCUUCCAUCUCAAAACUGAUUGUUGUAUCAAUACAGAAAUAUUCAUUAACCCAAGCAAGUUUGAAUAGUUAUAGUAAUGUGAAGCAAAAUUUUAUGAAGAUAUGAUACUAACCUUGAAGGGACACAACAAACUUGUUGGGAAAUGUUAUGUUGUGUGAGUUCAUGUCAUAUGUAGUUUACAUUCCAAACUCUGGAGUGUUUUUGUAAGUAUUUGUGCAUAGUAGUGUGGUGUUUUCAGGGUUAACAGGUUUUCCUUGCUUUAUUAUAAGUUGUAAAAAGAACUGUAACAAAAAGUGUAACCAGAACUAAUUGAUUUGGUUAUUGUUUAAGCUUUGCAGUAGUAAACAAUUAUUGUGUACAAAUACUUGCAAAAGACUUCAGGGAUUGGCACUAUAUCAAUAUCCAAAUUAGAUAUUUUGUGUGAUGAUUAGCCUGCAGCAUCAUUUUUCAAAACUGUUUUGGAAUGGUUGGGAUAGUAUUUAUUUGAGGAUCUCCAUGACUGUCUGUUAAGAUUUGAAACUUGUGAUGUCGUAUGGCUUUCUUCCUGCAAAAUAGCAUUAAAAAAAAUUAAGCACAGUGGUAUAUUUAGACUUGGAAGAGUACGUCUGGUCAGUAAAAGGAAGGAGUGAAAAGCAAAUUGGUAGUUGGAGUAUUAGGAAGUAGGUGGCUGGGAUGAAAAAAAAAAAAGAAAAAAAAGAAUAAAAAAGUUGGAAAGAAAAUCAUAUAUUUGUAGAAACCAUGAUACUUUGGAACAUAGUUUAUAAUGAAAAAAAUUAUUUUACCAGUAAGUUUCAAUCAACUGUUAUUUCAACUGAAAUAAUUUUAGAUUCAAAAUGUUUGAAGUUAGAAAGAAAUAUUUAUUUAUUUUUUUGUCAUAUACUCAGUCUAUACUAUACCUAUUUGAAUAUACUAUUUACCAGUCAUCAAACUGGUCAAUAACAAGGAUUGUUGUGACAACAUUAUGUAAAGCUGAAGAUGUGUAUGAAAGGCUUGGAAAGUAAAGGUCAGUUGGAA